Cladophialophora psammophila CBS 110553 is the source of this 1137-nucleotide messenger RNA. RefSeq lists its product as uncharacterized. The record is from RefSeq and is a predicted model, not a curated record. The transcript has 2 exons. Bases 1 to 1137 code for a protein of 378 amino acids. Lineage: Eukaryota; Fungi; Ascomycota; Eurotiomycetes; Chaetothyriales; Herpotrichiellaceae. Gene Ontology annotation, cellular component: nucleus.
AUGUCCGUGUCCGACUCGGAGCUUUCAGAGGCCUCUAGGACACCCGCGCCGCCGGACCAUGAACUCGAGAGAAGUCUGCGACGCGAAGUGGUCAAGGCGCAGAGAGACGGGAUAGACUUCUCGACCAACUACAUUCGUGAAGCUUCCGAAGCAAAAUUGGGGUUGACAAAGGGUUUCUACAAGAAUCACCACGAAUGGGCAGAGCGAAGUAAAGCCAUCAUAGCCGAGCAGUCGGACAUCCAGUCACACACACAGAGCUCUCCCGUACAGCCUAAGCCUAGACAGUUGAAGAAGACUCCUGCGAAGCGCAAGUCCUCGGAGAAAGAGUCCGCUCCAAAGAAGAGACAAAAGGCUGUCGCAAAAAGCGACGAUGACGCUUCCGUCGACCUGUCUUCACCCUUGAGCGACCUAGACUCGGAAGCACUGCAAGAGAAGCCGAAAACGAGACAACCGAAGGCCCUCCCAAAGCCUCGCCUGACCAAGUCAAAGCCCGCGCAUGCCAAAAGAGCAAAGGUCGCAGUGUCUAAUGAAGAAGACGAGGACGAGAAGCAGGCGAACGGUGCUGUCGCAGAAGAGUCCUCAAAUGAAGGAGAAACCGCAGCCACUGACAACGCUGACGGCGGUUCUGAGAGCGAGAUGUCGAUCCUCUUAGACGAAGCACCUCAGCAGAAGAAGAACAGGAAGGGGAAAAACUCGGUGGGACAAAGGCCCAAGAAGCCUAGUAGAUCCUCCACAAAACCCGGGGCAGGCGCUGAUGUCGACCCCGAGCAGGCCGAAAUCAAGCGUCUCCAAGGCUGGCUGCUAAAAUGCGGUGUCCGCAAGUUGUGGGGUAAAGAGUUAAAACCCUAUGAAACGACCAAGGCCAAAAUCAAGCAUUUGAAAGAAAUGUUAGCCGACGUCGGCAUGACUGGCCGCUACUCCCUGGAAAAAGCGAAUCAGAUCAAGGAGGCCAGAGAGUUGGCGGCUGACAUUGAGGCUGUCCAAGAAGGAGCAGUCCGGUGGGGUGCUGUCGAGGAUGAGGACGGAGCGCGAGGUGAGAAAGAGACAGAAAGUGGUGCGCGGCCCGCGGCAAGGAGGUUGGUGAGAGGGGCGAAGAAUUAUGACUUUUUGAGCAGCGAUGGUGAAGAGACAGAUUGA